AAGGAAACACGUGUUAUUCGCUCUCUUCUACGGCAAAGAUGCUUUUCCACGGCUUGCCCGGGGGCGAGAUGCAUGGCGUUAUGGGAGCAGUGGAGCAGAGAGGAAAAGGCGAUUCGGCAACUAUCAGCUCGGCCAUAGAUAUGGGGGAAACAGAGACGAGCGUGCCUCCGAUGAGCGGAGACCGUGUAGCCCUGUGCGCGGGUUGCGGCGGGAAGAUCUCGGACCGUUACUACCUUCUCGCGGUGGACAAGCAGUGGCACAUGCGUUGUCUGAAGUGUUGCGAGUGCAAACUCAACCUGGAGUCGGAGCUCACCUGCUUCAGCAAGGACGGAAGCAUCUACUGCAAGGAGGACUAUUACAGAAGGUUUUCGGUUCAGAGAUGCGCCCGGUGCCACCUCGGGAUCUCGGCCUCGGAAAUGGUCAUGCGGGCGCGGGAUUUGGUGUACCACUUGAACUGUUUCACCUGCACGACUUGCAACAAAAUGCUGACGACUGGGGACCACUUCGGAAUGAAAGACAAUGUUGUGUACUGCCGGCUACACUUUGAAACGCUGAUCCAGGGGGACUACCCAGCACAUUUCAAUCACGCGGAUGUAGCGCCUAACAAAGGACUGGGCACCGCAGGCCCUCUUGGACUGUCUUACUACAACGGCGUGAGCACCGUGCAAAAGGGCCGGCCUAGGAAACGGAAAAGCCCUGGGCCCGGAGCGGAUCUGGCAGCAUACAAUGCAGCACUGAGCUGCAAUGAAAAUGACGGGGAUCCCAUGGACAGAGACUCUCAGUACAACUCCGGCCAGAAGACAAAACGUAUGAGGACGUCCUUCAAGCACCACCAGCUGAGAACCAUGAAGUCCUAUUUUGCCAUCAACCACAACCCCGACGCCAAGGACUUGAAACAGCUGGCCCAGAAAACAGGUCUUACCAAGCGUGUACUUCAGGUCUGGUUCCAGAACGCCAGGGCAAAGUUCCGGCGGAACCUCCUGCGCCAGGAGAACAGCGGCGUGGACAAGACCUCGGACGGCUCGGCCCUGGCCGGCGGAACGCCCUCGGGGCCCGCUUCCGAGAUCUCCAACACCUCCAUGAGUCCGUCCAGCACGCCCACGACGCUGACGGACCUUACCAAUCCCACCAUGCCCACCGUCACCUCCGUACUGACCUCUGUGCCUGGCAGCCUGGACGUCCACGAGUGCCGGAGCCCCUCCCAGACCACACUUACCAGCCUCUUCUGA
This is a messenger RNA of Electrophorus electricus (electric eel), 1229 nucleotides long. It is a transcript of the gene lhx2b, whose product is annotated as LIM homeobox 2b. Gene Ontology annotation, biological process: neuron differentiation; regulation of transcription by RNA polymerase II. NCBI's taxonomy places the organism in Eukaryota, Metazoa, Chordata, Actinopteri, Gymnotiformes, Gymnotidae. Gene Ontology annotation, cellular component: nucleus. The record is from RefSeq and is a predicted model, not a curated record. Gene Ontology annotation, molecular function: RNA polymerase II transcription regulatory region sequence-specific DNA binding; DNA-binding transcription factor activity, RNA polymerase II-specific.